This is a messenger RNA of Phytophthora sojae, 2196 nucleotides long. RefSeq lists its product as hypothetical. The annotation marks the transcript as partial. The transcript has 2 exons. NCBI's taxonomy places the organism in Eukaryota, Oomycota, Peronosporomycetes, Peronosporales, Peronosporaceae. The record is from RefSeq and is a predicted model, not a curated record.
AGUGCCACGAGCUCGACCACGACGACGUCGGAUGCGACUCUGGUUAGCUCGUCGACGACGCACGAGACGGACGAGGACGGCGCUGCUGGCGCGACGGUGAAGACCGAGGUGUUCCGUACGACGGGUGCCAACGGCAGCGUCAUCACCAAGACGGUUCGCACGACGAUCCGUAAGGUGACCACUUCCAGCGGCCUGGUGAAGCGCCUGAUCGAGGUGCAGACGACGACCGUGACGAAGACCGUGGCGGGCGAGACGAGCACGACUGUGGAGACGGAGACUCGCGAGGAGAUCGAUGACAGCAGUGCCACGAGCUCGACCACGACGACGUCGGAUGCGACUCUGGUUAGCUCGUCGACGACGCACGAGACGGACGAGGACGGCGCUGCUGGCGCGACGGUGAAGACCGAGGUGUUCCGUACGACGGGUGCCAACGGCAGCGUCAUCACCAAGACGGUUCGCACGACGAUCCGUAAGGUGACCACUUCCAGCGGCCUGGUGAAGCGCCUGAUCGAGGUGCAGACGACGACCGUGACGAAGACCGUGGCGGGCGAGACGAGCACGACUGUGGAGACGGAGACUCGCGAGGAGAUCGAUGACAGCAGUGCCACGAGCUCGACCACGACGACGUCGGAUGCGACUCUGGUUAGCUCGUCGACGACGCACGAGACGGACGAGGACGGCGCUGCUGGCGCGACGGUGAAGACCGAGGUGUUCCGUACGACGGGUGCCAACGGCAGCGUCAUCACCAAGACGGUUCGCACGACGAUCCGUAAGGUGACCACUUCCAGCGGCCUGGUGAAGCGCCUGAUCGAGGUGCAGACGACGACCGUGACGAAGACCGUGGCGGGCGAGACGAGCGCGACUGUUGAGACGGAGACUCGCGAGGAGGACGAUACUUCGGAUGUUGGAGUGAUAAAUGUUGCCACGGCUGGGAGAACUGGCAAGGGUUCUGCGUGGUGGAACAUGAAGCGCCGUCGACUGGUAAAGACCUGGCUGCCCCAGUUCGUGUCGUACGUCCAGCGUCGCGGAAGGAGCCUGUCCAAGACCAUGCCCAGGAAGGAAUUGCUCAACUUUGCUCGUGACUUCUGUGACCAGAACUUGGUGAGCUUCGAGGACGGAUUCUUCAACGCUGGCACGUAUGAAGAGAAGCGGGCUACCUGGACGAUCGCGCGCUCCCUUUCCUUCCACUACCCCGGUGUUGCGGUGCAGCAGUUGGGUCUCGGAGUCGGCAAGUUCAAGCGAACGCUGGUGAUUGACGAGGUCUCCCACAUGCGCAAUGGCCCUGACGGGUCUAAGCUCAUGGGGGCGGAGUUCGUUCUCUCGGUGCUGCAGGUGAUGCCCAAGAAGUGCGCGUACUACGAGGACGUCUUGAUUCUGGAGAACGGUGAAGUGCUCUUCCACGGCACGGGCGAGUCGCUCAUCGCGUACUUCCAGGAGCUCGGCUUCGUGUGCGCUCCGGGCGUGAACAUGGCCGACUACCUGCUGAACCUGACAGAGGAGCAGCAGCUGCACCACCAGGUCACAAUGAUCCAAGGCUUCAACAACCAGCGUCAACUGCGCCGCAGCCGCAUGUUCUCCGGCAUGAUGAAGUUCUCCGACGACAUGGUGCUCAUGACGGGCGCCCCCGGCGCUGGUGGGCCGUCUCGAACGAGCACUCCAGUCGGCAGCCCUGCCCGCAGCGGCUCGACUGCCCGGUUGAGUACCGCGUACUCGCCCCUUCGACGUCAGCUCAAGCACCGCUUCCCCCAGGGAUCUCCCAUCAGGUCCCCGUUCGCAUCCCCGAUAAGCGGCUCUCCUGCGGCGGGUUUCGUGUCGCCGCAGCCGACGAAGGCGACGCGGGGGCUGAAGAUCACGGCGUACGCGUCCCCCGAGUCGAGCAAGGUAACCAAGUCCGUGAGCAGUGCGAGCGCGGGGUUCGCCUCGCCUUCCGUUGCAAAGGUGACUCGGGGCGCGACGUCAACGACGACGUCGUACUCGUCCCCCGUGACGACCAAGACGACGACUUCGUACUCGUCGUCGCCCAUGAGGACGCAGUCGACUACCGCCAUCGCUGGCUCGACCACGACCCGCAAGAUCGCGAUUGAGGGAGACUUCACGGUCAUCACGACUGAGAUCACGUCGCCCCGCGGCACCAAGCGAGUGUCCACGACGCGUCAGCUGACCAGCAAGAGCGGCUCCAGUACGACCGCCGCCUAA